This is a messenger RNA of Eremomyces bilateralis CBS 781.70, 363 nucleotides long. RefSeq lists its product as uncharacterized. The transcript has a single exon. NCBI's taxonomy places the organism in Eukaryota, Fungi, Ascomycota, Dothideomycetes, Eremomycetales, Eremomycetaceae. The record is from RefSeq and is a predicted model, not a curated record. The annotation marks the transcript as partial.
CCCCCCCGCGUCCUCGACCUCGGCGACACCUUUUCCCCCCACGUCUCACUCAUCGAGCCCGCGCACCGCGAAGUGGGCUCCCGGCAAUACAUGACGCUCAGCCACCUCUCGAGCCUUGAGCCGCUCAAGAAAUGGGAGCUGACCACCAAGAACAUCGCGCUACUCCAGGCCGGGAUCCCCGUGACGUCGUUGCCACCACUCUACCAGGACGCCGUCGCCGUGUGCCACUACCUCGGGAUCCAAAAUCUCUGGAUCUUCGCCGCCUGCGUCGCGCAGGAUGACCCCGUCGACGUGUUCGAGACGCGCGGGCAGAUGGGCGAGAUUGUGCGGCACGCGCACUGCAACAUCGAGGCGGCGAACGCC